AUGCAGUACCUUGGGCCCGAGACGCACGUCAGGGUGAAUGGCCUGCGGCCCGGUCGGACAUACGCCAUCCGGGUCAGGGUCCAGCUCGUCUGCGACGACCCUGAGGUGGAGCUGGCGACGCCCCCGCCCUCGCCCAUCUGCACCACCAGCACCACCCCGACUCCCCCCCAAGCCCCUGCUGCUCCGGGACUCUCCAGCCGGCAGAGGAACGCGCUCAAGUUCAAGUGGUGUGACCCUGACGAGACCGGUGGCAGACCUAUCCUGGAGUGGGUCCUGCAGGUGGCGGGCCCAGGCGUGUCUGAAGACCCCCAGGGGCUGCACACCGUCUACCGGGGCGCCGACACCUCGUUCCUGCUGAAGAGGCUGGCGUGCGGGACUCGGUACACCGCCCGCGUCAAGGCCAUCUCCUGCAUUGGAGAGAGCCCCUGGAGCCCGACCUGCUCUGUUUCGACACCGGCGGCGGUGCCGGCCGCGCCCCUGGCGCCUGUCGUCGUCGAGCGCGACGCCAGCAGCGUGACGCUGACCUGGCACGCCCCGCACAACAACGGCAGCGACCUCACCGGCUACCUGCUGGAGCUGGAUGACGGCGGGUGCGGGGAGGUCACGGGGGUGAGGUGCGGCGAUGGCUUCCGCUUUCUGUACACGGGCCUGGCGCUCUCACACCGGGCCGCCAGCCUGGUCAGCGGUGCAGUCCAUCGCUUCCGGUUGCGCGCCGAGAACGGCGUGGGCCACAGCGUGUGGAGCCCGGUGCUGGAGGUGGGCACGGCCGCCACGACCCCGGGCGAGCCGGAGGGGCUGGCGCGGCUGGGGGCCACGCUGACCUCCGUCAGCCUGGUCUGGAAGGCCCCUGCGUCGGACGGCGGCUGCCCGGUUUCGGGAUACUCGGUCGAACUGAGGCCCGCCUGCAAGGCGGCCGCCCGCACCAGGCCAGACUCCUUUGCGCCGGUGACUGAGUGCUCGGGCCCGUCCUGCACGCUGACCUCCCUCAGCCCCGGCUGCCGAUACCUGGUGCGCGUCGCGGCGAGGAACGAGGUGGGCCGGGGUCCGACCUGCGUGGCACUGGCGGUGGCCACCGAGGCGCACGUGCCCGAGCCGCCCGGGCCGGUGUCGCUGGUGGAGCGCAGCGCGGAGGGAGGGCUGUCGCUGGCGUGGGCUGCCCCGCCCCACGACGGCGGCUCUGGCAUCACAGGGUAUCGAUUGGAGCUGGUCUUCGCCGGCUGGCAGGAGGCAGCGGAGGGGAGGCAGCCUGCGCAAGGCAUGGGGGAGGGGGAGAUGGGGAGCAGCGAGGUCCUGGCAUGCGAUUCGGGCUCGGCUGUCGUGCAGGCCCUGGAGCCAGGCGCGCUCUUCACGGCUCGCGUCUGUGCGCUGAACGCGCACGGGUCUUCCCCCCACAGCGCGCCAGGGCUGUCGCUGGCGUGGGCUGCCCCGCCCCACGACGGCGGCUCUGGCAUCACAGGGUAUCGAUUGGAGCUGGUCUUCGCCGGCUGGCAGGAGGCAGCGGAGGGGAGGCAGCCUGCGCAAGGCAUGGGGGAGGGGGAGAUGGGGAGCAGCGAGGUCCUGGCAUGCGAUUCGGGCUCGGCUGUCGUGCAGGCCCUGGAGCCAGGCGCGCUCUUCACGGCUCGCGUCUGUGCGCUGAACGCGCACGGGUCUUCCCCCCACAGCGCGCCAGUGACCCUGGAGACGGCGCCCGGCAGGCCCGCCGCCCCAGACCGGCCCCGUCUCCUCCGCGCUUCGGGCUCCGAUCUGACGAUCGGCUGGAGCGCCCCCUACGGGCGGGGCGGCGGCGUGCGCAGCUUCCAGCUCCGCAUCGCGCCCGCCGCUGCGUGUCUGCGCCCCGAGAGCCUGCCCGGGGAGCCGCCUCGAUGCAGCGCCCAGGCCUACUCCGGCCCCGCCACGUCCUGCACCGUGCCUGACCUGCAGCCCGCGACACCCUACCGCGCCUGGGUGGCGGGCGAGAACGCGGCGGGGAAGGGGGAGUGGUCGGCGCCGCUGGAGUGCCGGACCCAGCCUGUGGGGCCCUCCCCACCCCAGGCCCUGGCUGUGGAGUCGGUCGGCUGCCGCGGCGCCGCGCUGUCCUGGGCGCCGCCUGCGCUGGACAACGGGAGCCCGGUGCUGGGGUACGCCUUGCAGGCGGGGCCCGCUGCUCGCAGGGCCGGCUGGAGACAGGUCCAUGUGACCGGCCUCGAUCCCGGCCAGGAAUGGGUUUUCCGGGCCAGGGCCUGGAACGAGGCUGGGGAGGGGCCAUGGUCGGAGGUCGUCACCCUGGCCCUGCCACCCGACGUGCCAGAUGCGCCGGCGGGCCCCACCUUCUCCGGCCGCACGGGCACGAGCGUCCGGGUGCAGUGGGAGGCCCCCGCCCACGACGGCGGCUCCGCCAUAACGGCCUACGUGCUGGAGGCGUGGCGGCGCGACGGCCUCGCAGGCGCCUGGACGGCCGUGUACUCCGGCCCCGCCACCGCCGCCAAGGUGGCCGACCUGCCCCCCGACACGGAGGUCGCCUUCCGCCUGCGCAUGGCGCUGCGGGUGGGCGCCACCGGGCCCGUGGCCAAGGCCAGGCCCAGGAAGGCCACGAUGCUGUCUGGCGUGGCGCGCGCGGCGGGGCUGCGGGAGGCGGACCUCGCGACGGCGGGCUGGGCGCUGGCAAUCGCGGCGCUGCUGCUCUCCGCCCUGGGCCUGUGGAGCCGCUCGGACUGA
Messenger RNA from Auxenochlorella protothecoides, 2694 nucleotides. RefSeq names its product Fibronectin type-III domain-containing protein 3a. The record is from RefSeq and is a predicted model, not a curated record. Lineage: Eukaryota; Viridiplantae; Chlorophyta; Trebouxiophyceae; Chlorellales; Chlorellaceae. The transcript is spliced from 17 exons. Bases 1 to 2694 code for a protein of 897 amino acids. Gene Ontology annotation, molecular function: protein binding.